Terrapene triunguis (Three-toed box turtle) is the source of this 1022-nucleotide messenger RNA. RefSeq names its product ADP-ribosylation factor-like protein 4C. Gene Ontology annotation, molecular function: GTP binding; GTPase activity. Gene Ontology annotation, biological process: intracellular protein transport; endocytic recycling. The coding region runs from base 296 to 874 and encodes 192 amino acids. NCBI's taxonomy places the organism in Eukaryota, Metazoa, Chordata, Testudines, Emydidae. Gene Ontology annotation, cellular component: cytoplasm. The record is from RefSeq and is a predicted model, not a curated record. The transcript has a single exon.
CCGGCCGGACCCAGCCCAGAGGCGGCGGCUGAGUGGUUGAUGGCCCCGCAGGCUCCUAGCGUGGACUCCGGGCUGAUCGCGCCCUGGCUGCGCUGAUUGCAGCCCCGGCCCCUGGGCUGCCCCUGCCGGGGACACCGCGCCGCGCGGGGCGGCUGCUGAGAGCGCGCCCGGGGGGAUUGCUGCAGCGCCCCGUCGCGACGGGGAUGGGCGCGCUGUAAAAAAGCCCCCGAUUUGAAACCCCUCCCGUGGCUUGGCCAGAUCCCAGCUGCGCCGGCGGCGGAGGUGGUGGGGGGCCAUGGGGAACAUCUCCUCCAACAUCUCCGCUUUCCAGUCCCUGCACAUCGUCAUGCUGGGCUUGGACUCGGCCGGCAAGACCACCGUCCUCUACCGCCUCAAGUUCAACGAGUUCGUCAACACGGUGCCCACCAUCGGCUUCAACACCGAGAAGAUCCGGCUGAGCAACGGCACGGCCAAGGGCAUCAGCUGCCACUUCUGGGACGUGGGCGGCCAGGAGAAGCUGCGGCCGCUCUGGAAGUCCUACAGCCGCUGCACCGACGGCAUCAUCUACGUGGUGGACUCGGUGGACGUGGACCGGCUGGAGGAGGCCAAGACCGAGCUGCACAAGGUGACCAAGUUCGCCGAGAACCAGGGCACCCCCUUGCUGGUCAUCGCCAACAAGCAGGACCUGCCCAAGUCCCUGCCCGUGGCCGAGCUGGAGAAGCAGCUGGCGCUGCAUGAGCUCGCCCCCUCCACCACCUACCACGUCCAGCCCGCCUGCGCCAUCAUCGGCGAGGGGCUCACCGAGGGCAUGGACAAGCUCUACGAGAUGAUCCUCAAGCGCAGGAAGUCCCUCAAGCAGAGGAAGAAACGAUAACCGCCGGGCUCAAACCCCGCUAGCCUGAAACAUUGCCGGGCCGGCCUCCCUAGUGUCUGUGUCUAGACGGGCGCUCGGCCCCCCAGCGCCUUUCAUUGGGGUCGCCACUGCUCUUAACUUGCUGGCAGGACUAGGAGGUGGGUGAGGC